This is a messenger RNA of Pantherophis guttatus, 1744 nucleotides long. NCBI's taxonomy places the organism in Eukaryota, Metazoa, Chordata, Lepidosauria, Squamata, Colubridae. The record is from RefSeq and is a predicted model, not a curated record.
AUGUCAUCUCCAGCCACCCAGAAAUCAGUAGAAGGUCUCCAGAAAACAGAUAAACCCCCAGUAACUCCAACACUGCAAACGAUAUUGGAAGAUAAAGAAGAGGACCUAGGAGAUAAGAUGGCCGAGUUGAUCGCAGAGACCCUUCAACAAGAUAAGCAAGAAAUAAUUCGAGAGAUCGACGAGGUGUACAGAGUCCAAACAAAUUACUCUCUUCCUCAAUCAAUUUGUGUGGAAAGUUGUCAUCCUGGAUUUGUCAAGCGAGCUCGAGAAGGAGAGCCAGUUUGCUGCUACGACUGCAUUCCUUGUCCAGAGGGGACCAUCUCCACUCAAGAAGAUAUGGAAAAAUGCACCCAGUGUCCAGAUGAUAAAUAUGCAAAUAAGGACCGAGUCCAAUGUAUUCCCAAAGUUCUAACCUUUCUUUCUUAUCAAGAAUAUCUGGGCAUAAUCUUGGUCUCUUUUGCUCUACUUUUGUUCCUAACCACAGGCCUUGUUUUAUUCAUAUUCAUUAAAUACCGAGAAACUCCCAUUGUCAAAGCCAACAACCGGGAUCUCUCCUACAUUCUCCUGGUCUCCCUGUUGCUUUGCUUCUUGUCCUCUUUUCUCUUCAUUGGACAACCAAGAAAAGCCACCUGUCUUCUCCGACAAACAGUGUUCAGCAUCAUCUUCUCAGUUGCUGUCUCUUCUCUCUUGGCCAAAACCAUCAUGGUGGUGCUGGCCUUCCUGGCCACAAAACCAGGAAACCAAGUGAAGAAAUGGUUGGGAAAUAGCUUGUCCAAUUCCAUCAUCCUUUCUUGUUCUGCUGUCCAAAUUAUCAUCUGCUCCAUCUGGCUUGGAGUUUCCCCACCAUUCCCUGACUCUGACUUCCACUCUCAGCCUGGAGAGAUCAUCCUGCAAUGUAAUGAAGGCUCAGUUGUCCUGUUUUACAUCACCCUCAGCUACCUGGGCUUCCUUGCUGCCAUCUGCUUCACAGUGGCUUUUCUAGCCAGGAAUCUCCCUGGGGCUUUCAACGAAGCCAAGCUGAUCACCUUCAGCAUGUUGGUCUUCUGCAGUGUCUGGGUGACUUUUGUACCCACCUACUUGAGCACCAAAGGAAAAUACAUGGUGGCUGUUCAGGUCUUCUCUAUCUUGGCCUCCAGUGCUGGUUUGUUGGGCUGCAUCUUCAUCCCCAAGUGCUACAUCAUCAUUCUGAGGCCUGACUUGAAUACAAGGGAGCAUCUUACAACCAGAAGAAAUGUUGAAAUGUGAAACAGGGGGAUUUUGACUCUCCAUACUUUCCAACAGGCCAAACCUAGAAAAUGGCCCAAGCUGUUUCCCAAACAUGAGUUGGCCAAUGAUUUUGCUUGAAAAAAAUUAAAGGGUGGUCAGACAAUGUAUCCUCCAUACUUACCCAGUUGGAUUGCAAGAUAGCCCCCAUUACCUUUUGAACAGUUGAGGUAUCCUAUCUGUCCUCUGCCCUUAGAUUACACGAGCCCUGAAAUGCCCCUUCAAAAUAUUUUAAAAAUGAUACUGGUGCAAUGGGAAUGUUGUUGAUAUGCAAAAAAAAAAAAAAAAAAAAAAAGCACAGGAAAGUCCUUUUAAAAUAUCACUAUUUUAGUUAUAUCAUGGUUUAUUUACAAUUUUAUCUAGCUGAGUGAUAUAAUUUUGUUUAUCUAUUUAUUUAUCCACCCAUCUUACCAUAGGGUAACUUUGGAUGGUUUGCAGUUACAUACACAGUUAAAACAUAAAAAGUUUAAAUCAGACAUUA